GGGAUGGAUUGGAGGUUUGUCUCCCCUCUCAACAGCUCACUGGCUGAUGUCACCGGAAUAAAGUCUUCCCUGGCAAUACUCGCUGUCUCAGUGAUAGGCUUUCUGUGCGGUGAGCAGCCAGACCUAGACCAAACCCCUGGCAAUCCAUAACAAAAUCAUAAGCAAAAUCAACCAGGAAACUAUUUGCACCCUGGAACCCCACCUGGGAGGGGAAGUCAAGGCAGACUUUCCAGAGAAGGUGAUGCUGAAAAUUUCAGAAACAGAAAUUUUGAAGAGCAAGAGUUACCAAGCAAAGAACAUUCCAGGAGAAGGAACAGGAGGUGUGAAGGUGGAGGUCCUGGGAUUGCCAAAAGAGCCAGUGGCCAGUCUAGGGCACCGCGCCGUCUGGCAUCUUCCUGGAGGCCCUGGGCCUGGCCCGAGGCUCAGCCCGGAUCUGCAGUUGCCAGACCCCUCUGCCAUGAACCAGUCCAUCCCAGUGGCUCCCACCCCACCCCGCCGUGUGCGGCUGAAGCCCUGGCUGGUGGCCCAGGUGAACAGCUGCCAGUACCCAGGGCUUCAAUGGGUCAACGGGGAAAAGAAAUUAUUCUGCAUCCCCUGGAGGCAUGCCACAAGGCAUGGUCCCAGCCAGGACGGAGAUAACACCAUCUUCAAGGCCUGGGCCAAGGAGACAGGGAAAUACACCGAAGGCGUGGAUGAAGCCGAUCCGGCCAAGUGGAAGGCCAACCUGCGCUGUGCCCUUAACAAGAGCCGGGACUUCCGCCUCAUCUACGACGGGCCCCGGGACAUGCCACCUCAGCCCUACAAGAUCUACGAGGUCUGCUCCAAUGGCCCUGCUCCCACAGACUCCCAGCCCCCUGAGGAUUACUCUUUUGGUGCAGGAGAGGAGGAGGAAGAAGAGGAAGAGCUGCAGAGGAUGUUGCCAAGCCUGAGCCUCACAGAUGCAGUGCAGUCUGGCCCCCACAUGACACCCUAUUCUUUACUCAAAGAGGAUGUCAAGUGGCCGCCCACUCUGCAGCCGCCCACUCUGCGGCCGCCUACUCUGCAGCCGCCCACUCUGCAGCCGCCCGUGGUGCUGGGUCCCCCUGCUCCAGACCCCAGCCCCCUGGCUCCUCCCCCUGGCAACCCUGCUGGCUUCAGGGAGCUUCUCCCUGAGGUCCUGGAGCCUGGGCCCCUGCCUGCCAGCCUGCCCCCUGCAGGCGAACAGCUCCUGCCAGACCUGCUGAUCAGCCCCCACAUGCUGCCUCUGACCGACCUGGAGAUCAAGUUUCAGUACCGGGGGCGGCCACCCCGGGCCCUCACCAUCAGCAACCCCCAUGGCUGCCGGCUCUUCUACAGCCAGCUGGAGGCCACCCAGGAGCAGGUGGAACUCUUCGGCCCCAUAAGCCUGGAGCAAGUGCGCUUCCCCAGCCCUGAGGACAUCCCCAGUGACAAGCAGCGCUUCUACACGAACCAGCUGCUGGAUGUCCUGGACCGCGGGCUCAUCCUCCAGCUACAGGGCCAGGACCUUUAUGCUAUCCGCCUGUGUCAGUGCAAGGUGUUCUGGAGCGGGCCUUGUGCCUCAGCCCAUGACUCAUGCCCCAACCCUAUCCAGCGGGAGGUCAAGACCAAGCUUUUCAGCCUGGAGCAUUUUCUCAAUGAGCUCAUCCUGUUCCAAAAGGGCCAGACCAACACCCCACCACCCUUCGAGAUCUUCUUCUGCUUUGGGGAAGAAUGGCCUGACCGCAAACCCCGAGAGAAGAAGCUCAUUACUGUACAGGUGGUGCCUGUAGCAGCUCGACUGCUGCUGGAGAUGUUCUCAGGGGAGCUAUCUUGGUCAGCUGAUAGUAUCCGGCUACAGAUCUCAAACCCAGACCUCAAAGACCGCAUGGUGGAGCAAUUCAAGGAGCUCCAUCACAUCUGGCAGUCCCAGCAGCGGUUGCAGCCUGUGGCCCAGGCCCCUCCUGCUGGAGCAGGCCUUGGUGUUGGCCAGGGGCCCUGGCCUAUGCACCCAGCUGGCAUGCAAUAACAAGGCUGCAGACGGUGACUGGCCCUGGCUUCCUGGGUGGUGGUGCGGACUGAUGUGGAGAUGUGACAGCCCCGAUGAGCACCUGGCUGGCUGCAGGGUCCUACCUCUGGGUUUCCUGCAAGUGGAUUUGGGCCAAGAAGGAGAGGGAGAAAGGCCCGAGCCCCUGCCUUCCCAGGCCUUUCUCUCCUGGGCUGUCUCAGGUCUGGUCAGCCUGGCUCUCGGGAAAUUCAGCCAUGAGCAGGGAAAGAACUCUCCCAACCCUGGGGCCUAGCUAUAUAGGAGGAAUUGCCUAAGGGUGGCCCACUCUUGUGAUUGCCCCAUUUCCUCUGGCAACAAAAGCCAGAGUGUUGUGGGCCAAGUCCCCCCACAGGGCCUCUGCAAGGCAUGGCCCUGAUUUCCCUGGUUUGAGACUCACUUCCUCAUCUCCCUGUCCUCUGAGAUAAUAUGAGUGAGCACUUAGGUAUCAUAUCAGAUGCUCAAGGCUGGCAGCUACCCUCUUCUUGAGAGUCCAAGAACCUGGAGCAGAAAUAAUUUUUAUGUAUUUUUGGAUUAAUAAAUGUUAAAAACAGA
Messenger RNA from Pan troglodytes (chimpanzee), 2575 nucleotides. RefSeq names its product interferon regulatory factor 5 (gene IRF5). The transcript has 10 exons. Gene Ontology annotation, cellular component: nucleus. Gene Ontology annotation, molecular function: RNA polymerase II cis-regulatory region sequence-specific DNA binding; DNA-binding transcription factor activity, RNA polymerase II-specific; protein binding. NCBI's taxonomy places the organism in Eukaryota, Metazoa, Chordata, Mammalia, Primates, Hominidae. The record is from RefSeq and is a predicted model, not a curated record. Gene Ontology annotation, biological process: regulation of transcription by RNA polymerase II; immune system process. Bases 242 to 2005 code for a protein of 587 amino acids.